Molecule: messenger RNA, 318 nt
Organism: Staurois parvus
Lineage: Eukaryota; Metazoa; Chordata; Amphibia; Anura; Ranidae
Source: the annotation of a GenBank genome assembly
AUGUCCGAAGUGCUGCCCUUCAGUGAAGCCGAGCAGCGGGGGCAUUAUGCCGAUGGGGGGGAUGGCCAGAUACCCCUCACCUGCCGCCUUCAGGACACCGGCAACUUCUAUGGCAGCUCUGGCCAGGGGGGAGGCAAGAGGCCCCCAAACUUGGCCAGAUUGGGCGCAGCAAGAGAGGUGAGUCUUCAGUAUGAAUCUAUGUGCCCCCCCUCGCCCAUUCCAGCUGCACCCUUUCCCUUCUGCUUGCACCCCAAAACAGAGUGUGUGUUUUCCUAUUAUGCCGUCUGCCUGCACCCCAACAUAUAUUGUGCAGACUGA